Messenger RNA from Anguilla rostrata (American eel), 2446 nucleotides. RefSeq names its product leucine rich melanocyte differentiation associated (gene lrmda). The transcript has 6 exons. The record is from RefSeq and is a predicted model, not a curated record. NCBI's taxonomy places the organism in Eukaryota, Metazoa, Chordata, Actinopteri, Anguilliformes, Anguillidae. Gene Ontology annotation, molecular function: protein binding. Bases 419 to 1207 code for a protein of 262 amino acids. Gene Ontology annotation, biological process: melanocyte differentiation.
AGGUGUUAACACCGUGAAAAACACUGCAAACGAUAAUGUAACACGCUAAAGAACGAGGCUGCAUUUCCUUUGAAAUGUACAAUGCAGUGCAACGCAUUCGCAAUAUAGCUGGAGGUUUAGUUUUUUUCCCGGCACUCCGUGAACACACUACAAUGCGCGUCAAACAUGAUGAGCUGUGAUAUACACACCACAGGACAGUUUCUCACUUAUUAUUUGCAACGAGGCCCCGCAGUUAUGUCUGAGUUCUCCCCGUGCGUUUGGGAGCUGGAGUCCCACUUUGAAAAGCAUAGAUUAUCCUGGCAUGAGCCGAGGUGGAAUACCAGACGCGAUUUUCUUUGAUAGAUCUUUGAGAAAUCAAGACGAUAAAUAUGUGCAUGCUGCCCCAUGAAAAAUGCAGGCGCACGGGGGGUAAAUAAAGAUGACGGAUCUGCGGGGUCGGAGCGGGGAAGCUGAAUAUCUCCUCAGCGCUAACCCCAGCCGCGCCCCCCUAGUCAACUUACGGUCGCUAUUUCGGCUGAGUAAUGGCCGACUGGUUUACCGGAUACGCGCCCUCUGGGUGAAAGUCAGUCCCGUGGGGAUGGCAGGAGCCCAGAUUUCCCCCGCAGCCGCCAUUUCAAGACAAACUUCCCGCGGUCGGUGGCUGGCGCACAGGUCACUGGCAGGACUCAAAGCCUUCAGCGAGCUGGAAGAGCUGAUUGUGGACAACAACCUCCUCGGAAAUGACCUCUGGUUGCCCAGGUUACCUCACCUCCAUACGCUGACACUCAAUAAGAACCAAAUAUCUGAUAUCGAGUCGCUACUGGAGCACUUAGCAGCGGCGACACCGUCCCUGGAGUACCUCAGUCUCCUAGGCAACGAGGCCUGCCCCAACCAGCUGGUCAGCCUGGACAAGGACGAGGACGACUACCAGCGCUACAGGUACUUUGUGCUGCACAAGCUGAGGGGCCUGAAGUUCCUGGACACACGGAAAGUGACGGAGCGGGAGAGGAUGGAGGCGGAGACGCGCGGCGCGUUCAUGAAGGUGGUGAAGCCUAAAUCAGAGGAGGACCCCGGCCCCAGGUCCGACUCGGCUGCCAUGCCCUACACCCCGUUACCACGCGGAUCCAAAGAUGCUAAAAAUCAUAAAGGGGUUUUUGCCAAAUGCCGAUAUGUGUACUAUGGGAAACACUCGGAGGGAAACAGAUUCAUUCGCAAUGACCAGCUCUGACACCCGACCAGAUACCACCUGACCACGUGCACGCCUGCCCACAUCUGCGCACACCUGCUCACACCUGCGCACAUGCCCCUGGCGGCCAGCUGAAUGCAGUGUUCUGGUGCUGUCUUUGCCAUCCUUGUCAGGCCUGUCCUUCCCUCACACAGAGAUUGACACAAUUGGUUUUAACCCCCACACCCCCGCCCUCUUCCAAAGUGACAGACAGCUGCAGCCCAGCGUCUGGGAUGAGGUCCAUGAUUGAGUGCCACCCCCCCAACUGCUAUCUAGAAAGUGCAAAGGUCACAGCCAAGGCUGUAGCAGGCCUGUGUAGUUUUUUCGCGCUCCGCUCCUCUCAAGGGCACAGAAAAACCAGGGGGAAAAAAACUACAAGAAUACGGCACUCUGGGAUUGUGCCCUGCUUCCUGAAUUCAGCCUCGUUCCUGUAAGCCCCAAGCUUCUCUCUGAAGUGCUGCACGUUUCAAAGAAAUACAUUCUAUGAAAGGUCUGUUUCUCAGGUUUGGAAAUCAGUUAUGUGUAUAAAAAUGACAAUGAUGACUUUUAGAAACAGAAUGAGAUGCCACUUUAUGAGAAAUGUAACAAAUGCAAAAGAACAAUUGAAUGAUCCUGCUUUUGAUAUUCUGAUCAUUUUUUAAAUUGAAGUACAAAACUGUUCAAACUGCCUUCAUAAGGAGUGAAAGAUCAUUGUUAAUGUGACUGGAAUUUUGUCCACUCGUUAAAUGCUGUACCUGGCCUGAUAUUUGGUUUCUCAACAGAAAAGUAACUAAUAGUUGUAAUAGUAAUGUUUUUAACUCCUGUUCUUUAUUUUAACAAUGUUUGGCUUAACUGUAUCUGCGCAUUCUUCCAGUCUUAAAAAAUAAAAAAUGUUUGCAAUGUUAGAAACUGGUUUAAUGCAAUUACUGCUGUAAUUUUUGUUAUCUUUGAUUAUGUAAAAAUGUGUUUGUUUAAUUUCUUUAAUUGUUGUAUUUUUUAAUUACCAUGUCAUUUACCCGCAGAGUUGUUUUUUUUACAGAUGUAUAGUUGCAUAGAGUGAUCCGGUCCUUAAUUCUGUAUCUGAUGCUCUGGGACUCAGAGUCAGAGGCCCUGCCUUCAAGCAGAGAGACAGUUAGUGAAACUGCAGGUUUUCCAGUUAUUACUGAUUAAUCACGUCAGUUUCUAGGCUGUAAGCUGUCUUUCAUGUAUUAUUGUAAUGAUUUAACUGUUUAAAUGGAUUAAUAAAAUGUUCUUUGCUACCAA